This is a messenger RNA of Mirounga angustirostris (Northern elephant seal), 3915 nucleotides long. RefSeq names its product TNF receptor superfamily member 4 (gene TNFRSF4). Gene Ontology annotation, molecular function: tumor necrosis factor receptor activity; protein binding. Bases 2893 to 3699 code for a protein of 268 amino acids. Gene Ontology annotation, cellular component: external side of plasma membrane. The record is from RefSeq and is a predicted model, not a curated record. Gene Ontology annotation, biological process: inflammatory response. The transcript has 7 exons. Lineage: Eukaryota; Metazoa; Chordata; Mammalia; Carnivora; Phocidae.
AUCACCUCCAGCUGGGCUGGCUGUGGGGGACGGAGCAGAGGUGGCCAGGGGAUCUGGAGUCUCACUGAGCCUGUAGUCAGGGGCUGGGAGGGCCUGAGAGCCUGGGGACAGGACGGGGCUAUUGGCGGACAUCCCACCAGACCUCGAUUUCUCAGGCUUGCGGUCCCAGGCCCUUUCUGGGGGUCAGCCAUGCCCAGUACUUUUCUCGUGUGUGGGGACAGAGGGCAUUGAGCUGUGAGGGGUUCAACUGACUGAGGGUCUCUGACCUCACGUACCUCCGAGCUGCCACCUUCAGCCCCUGCCCCGCUCCGUGCUGGUCAUCCCCUUGGGAGCCCUGAGCCGUGGGCCGGCGUGCCUCCGUGGACAGCUCACCCAGCCGGGGGGUCUGCUCAGGCCUUAGAGGGCCCUGCUCGGGUGGGGGCUCCCGCCCGGUGGGCAGAGGGGCUGCCCUGAGCUGCCCUUGUGACCUGCCCUUGCCACAGGGACCCGCUUCCGAGCAGUGUGGGCUGGGGCCGCUGUAGAGGAACGAGGGCGCAUGACACUUGUGCUUCCAGGCAGACGAGGCUUCAGAAGGGACAGGAGUGUGUGGUGGGAGGGGGUCCCCGUGGUGGCCAGGCCACGUGGGUGAGUCAGCAGCAAGCAGCUGUGUGAUGGUGGGCAGAGGUGUGGGCUGAGGCCGGGGGUCGGCUGGGCCCACAGGAUGCAGGCUGAGUGCGGUUAGUUGUCUGUGCUUGGUGGGUCCCCGUGAGCAGAUGCCCGAUUCGUGGGCCAGGUGUGCAGGGCCUCAGGCAGUGGGGACCCGUAUAGCCAGAGGGCAGGCAGCCCCCACGUGACCCCCAGAGAAGGAGAGGGGCACGCUGGAGGGGGCGCUGCCCAGCGGAGUCCCAAGUUAGCUCAACCUCGGGCUACAGUUUGUCAAUUAAAAAAAAAGAUUUUUCUCACCAUCUGCGGAAGACGGGGCCCACGCAUGCACAUGCAUGCACACCAGGCUGCCUGACGCCCUGGUCCCCUCCCCUGUGUGGCCCCCUGGCCGCUGGCAGAGCCUGCCUCCCUCCACCCCAGCUGUUGUGGGCCGUGGCCUCGUCCGUGCCCACCUUGCCCAGCUCAGCCGGGGAGGAAUUUCCCACAGGUGGGCUGGGGAAGCUCAGCUUUCUUACCCGUUGUCGGGGAGUCAGGGAGGGGAAUUUCCAGCUUCCCCCCGCUCUCCUCCCUGAGGGAGGCCCUGCACCUGAAACUCUGUAAACUAACUGGUGAAUGGUUAAUUUCAUCUCAAGGGUAUGGUUUGGAAGGUACAGAACGACACAGUGUAGCCUCCCCUGCCUCCAGGGCACCCAGUGAUGUCCUAGCCGGGUGGGCACAUGCCUGUUCUUCCCGCUUGACACACCACAGCCCUGCACACAGCCCUCCCUGCCUGCCCUGCAACCGCCCGGGGCCGUGUCCGAGGACGCCACGUGCUCCGUGGGACCACCCAAUGGGUCAUCCCAGGCCUCGCGUUGGUGCUGUGGGGACACUCUAAGCCCAGGGUGGGUGUGGGGUGGGGCCGGGUUGGCCCGGCCACCACAGGGCACACAGCCGUCCUGCUGGCCCCCACGCGGCCAGGGAGUCAGAGUGGGUGUGGGUGGACGCCCUGCCCCCACCCUCCCAGCAGCCGCACACACACACAGACGGGUUCACGCGUGCUCCCGGCAUACUUUGUACGUAGGGCACAGGGCAGGUGCCGUCCUAACGAUACCAGGGACGAUCGUUUCCCCGUCCUGGGGGCCGGACGUCUGAGAGCCUCCUGAGGCCUCUGUCCUCGCCUGGCCUCCCUCUGCGCUCCCUGGGGUCUCUCCCAGAAGGACGCCAGCCCUUUGGGAUCAGGACCCACCCCUCUGACCCCAUCUAAACUUUACCAGCACCCCAGAGGCCCCUUCUCCACAAACAGCCACGUUGGAGGUCAGGGUUUCAACCCAGGGAUUCGGGGGCACAGUCAGCUCCUAACACCUGCUCACACACCAGCACACCCCUGCGUUUGCACUCAUAUGCCGGCCACAUACGCCUGCACACCAGCACAUGCUGCCACACGCUUGCACGCUCACCGUGUGGGCACAGGCGCCCUCAAAGCCUUGACCACUGCCUCAGUCGGCUAGUUUCGGAUGCUUGGGCCGGGCACCAUGCCCUGGAGUCUGGGGCACUGCUGAUCUUCCCCCGAGCCGAUGCCCAGUAGAGAGUAGAGGCUCCAGACGGUGUGAGGCCUGUCUCCUGAGCAGUGUGCUGCCUUGGUUUGCCCCUCUGUUUUGUGCACCCCUUUGCUUGGGGGUGAGGAUUGGCAUCAAUGUCGCCUUUUGCGGGGGGCGUUGCAGGGGCAGCUACCUGCUCGUCCUGAGGGGUCUGCCCUGCCCUGUACAGGGAGAGGGGUUGCCCAGAAGGAGCAAGCUUGUGGGGGGCCCCGAAGACUACCCUCAUCCAAACGGCUUGGUUGGGCUGGGCAGAGCAGGAGGGUACCCAGUGUGCCCAGCCGAAGGGACUCCACGUCCCCGGUGAGAUGGGGGCAAGAGGGGUCCAGUGUGUGGGGGUGCGGACUAGAUGUGCAGGCCCUGCUAGGGGUCAGGCGGCUGCCGGUCCUCCCUUUGGCCCCAGGCUCAGCCCCAGCCGGCUGAGCCUGAGGCUACUGGGCAUAGUUGAGGGGAUGAGGGCCCUGCAGCCCAGGGCAGGGGAGAAGCCCACAGCCUGGACGGUUGCUUCCCAGACUAGCUGUCUUCUUGCCGCCAGCCCAGGUCAGGGGUCCCCAGCCCUUCCUGGGCCUCCUUCCUCCUGGUCCCCUCCUCCUCUCUCCCUCCCCACCCCUCCUCCGCAGCCCUUAUAGCCACAUCCUGCAAGGAAAAACCCCAGACUCCUGCACCACCUGCGGAGAUGAGGAUGUUUGUGGAGGCUCAGCGGCCCAGUGGGCCUCGCUCAGCCCUCCUGCUCCUGGGACUAGUGCUGGGCACUGCAGCCCAGCUCACCUGUGUGGGGGAUGCCUACCCCAAAGACGGCAGGUGCUGUCGUGACUGCCCGCCAGGUUAUGGGAUGGAGAGCCGCUGCAGCAGAGGCCAGGACACCAAGUGCCACCCGUGUCUGUCUGGCUUCUACAACGAGGCUACGAACUACGAACCCUGCAAACCCUGCACACAGUGCAAUCAGAGAAGUGGGAGCGAGCCCAAGUGGAGGUGCACACCCACGCAGGACACGGUCUGCAGCUGUAAGCCAGGCACCGAGCCCCAGGACGGCUUUAAGCGUGGAGUCGACUGUGCCCCGUGCCCACUGGGACACUUCUCCCCAGGUGACAACCAGGCCUGCAAGCCCUGGACCAACUGCACCUUGAUGGGAAAGCGCACGGUGCGGCCAGCCAGUGCAAGCUCGGAUGCUGUCUGUGAGGACAGGAGCCCCCCAGCCACACUGCCGCGGGAGACCCAGCGCCCCCCAGCCUGGCCCCCCACCACCCAGCCCACCACGGCCUGGGCCAGGGUCCCACAGGAGCCCUUCACACCCCCUACAGAGCCCCCCAGGGGCCCCCAGCUGGCCGUUGUCCUGGGCCUGGGCCUGCUUGCCCCCAUGGCGGCCGCGCUGGCCCUGCUCCUGCACCACCGAGCCUGGCGGCUGCCCCCCACUGGAAAUAGCUUCCGGACCCCUAUCCAAGAGGAGCACGCCGAUGCCAACUCCACCUUGGCCAAGAUCUGAGCAGCUAGCAUUCCCAUGCCAGGCUGGAGCCCAGAGGGUCUGCUAGACAUUGAGGGGCAUCGGGGGUGCCCCCAGGUGUAGGCCACCACACCCCAUCACCUGGGUGCUCUGUCACCCCGCCACCCCACCCUGCGCCGUUUUAGGUGCUCCUGGGCUGGCACCCAGGGCUCUGCUACGUAUGCUGUGCAUACUUCCUGCCCAGGGUGGUGCCCCCCA